AUGGCCAGAGAAGCCAGUAGCCUCCAGGGUGCCACCCAAACCAAAUGGUUUGCUGCGACUUUGCGAUGCUCAGCGUGCUAUACUGUUCACUAUUGUCAACAAGAGCAUCAAAAAAGUGACUGGAAGAAGCACAAGAGCCAAUGUUCCAAACCUUAUGAGGUCCUUGAGGACAAGGUGGUGGGCAGGUACAUGAUUGCCGCUAGAGAUUUGAAAGCCGGCGAUGUGAUAUUGCGAGAAAAGCCUUGCAUUGUGGGUCCGAACUUGGAGAGCUCGGAUUUCAUUUGUGUGGUGUGCCAUCGAGUGUUGAAAACGAAACAUUUUCUAACCUGCAAGCUAUGCAAAGUGCCUGUCUGCAGUACUCCGUGCAGUGAGAGUGAUCUCCAUCGAAACGGGGAAUGCAGUGUUCUGAAGCAGAAGCCUUUUGGUUUCUACAGUUCAUUCAACGCCCAGAGUCAGCAGGUGAUCCAUAGACCUUCAGCCUCCGUGGAACACGCAAACUUUCAACUCAUCAUCCCGAUUCGUGCCAUUCUUUUGAAGAUGAAGGAUGUGAAACAGUACAAGAGGUUUAUGGCCUUGGAAUCUCAUGUGGAAUCGAGGGAAGGGACCGACGCCGAGGUCAAGGCGGAUGAGCGGGUGUUCCGAUUAUUGGAACAAUUCCGUUUACACGAAGCGGGGAAUAGACAGUUGGUUCAGAAGAUCUGUGGCAUCUUUGAUACCAAUAGUUUUGAUCUCGCAAUCCAAGAUGGAGCCAAAGGAAUCACUGGAGUGUACUUGAAUGCAGCCAUGAUGAUGCAUUCAUGUGUGAAGAACACGAGGAUCGUCUUCAGCCAAGAACACAUCAUGACCAUUUACGCCCGAGAGACCAUUCACAAAGGCGAUCCCAUCUAUCACAGCUACACGCCAAUCCUCGCUCCCACCACCUUACGUCGAACGCUCUUGUUUGUGGGCAAGAAUUUCAGUUGCGAAUGUCGGAGGUGCACGGAUCCAACGGAAAUGGGAUCGUUGGCCUCAGCUUGGCUCUGUCAAAAUCCCAAAUGUCAAGGGGGCGUGGUUCUGCCCGAGAGCCCGAUUGAUCUCACCUCACCUUGGUUGUGCUCCACGUGUCGCGAAAAGUCGUUUGCUGAUGGAGAGAUUGUCAUGGCCGAGAGGAAACUUCGAUUGGAACUUGAUGCCCUGAAACCACAGAGUAGCAUGUCAGUCCUGGAAGACUUCCUAGCUCGCUACCAGAAUGUCCUCCAUCCUCGAAAUGCCCUGCUCAUCGAGGCCAAGCGACUCCUCUCGAUCGGUUAUGGCCGAUUCCCUGGCUAUCUUUAUCCUCAGCUGUCAUCGGAGCAAUUGGAUCGAAAGGUCGCAUUUUGUCGCGAGGUCCUCGCCAUGGCUCGAAUCCUAGAGUCUGGGAUCGCCACCCUGAUCGGAAUGGCUGCCCACGAAUUGGCCCUAGCACUAGCGAAGCUGGUCCAGCGGAACCCGAAAAAGUUCAGCCCUUCGGAGAUGUCGGUGGAAAUCGUGAAUCUGCUUCGCGAGAGUGUUUACAUUUUCUCGUUCGAACCCCCGGACUCUCGUUAUGGUAUUUUGGGGCAAACCGCGCGGACGGAAUUGGGAAAUUGGGAGAGAGAGAGCACGCCACACAAGAUAAUUUAGAUCUAACCAAGAAUUGGAUGCGUUCAAGCGACGCAUCAUUCCCAAAAUUUGAGACCCACCCUUUUUUUCGAGGUUGCUCAAUGCGUGCUUAUCGUAUAAAAACUUAAAAUAUACUGCAGUUUGGGAGACAUCGAUCCCAAUCGAAAGUGAUCCGAUUUCCAA
This is a messenger RNA of Tigriopus californicus, 1803 nucleotides long. Its product is annotated as SET domain-containing protein SmydA-8-like. Gene Ontology annotation, molecular function: protein binding. Lineage: Eukaryota; Metazoa; Arthropoda; Copepoda; Harpacticoida; Harpacticidae. The transcript is spliced from 6 exons. The coding region runs from base 1 to 1641 and encodes 546 amino acids. The record is from RefSeq and is a predicted model, not a curated record.